AUGAAAGUACAAGGGAAACCUAUUUCCAUUUGUCUUUAUUUUCUUUUUCCUUCUCUUGCUAUUCUUGCUUAUUUUUCUUUUCUUCCUCUUCUUUUUUAUUUUUCUCUUUUUAUUACUCUUUCUUUUUCUCCAUCAGAUGCCUCACUUUCUACUGAGCAGACAGCUUUGCUUUUUUUUCUCCAUAAUUUUUCAUGCUUUAUUUUUCAUAAUUCCUUUUCUCUUCCUCUUUCUGUCUCUUCUUUUAUGAUUCUUGAUUUUCCUUUUCUUUCCUCAUCUCUUUCAUUCUCUCUUUCUUCAGCUUUCCCUCAUCAUUUGCCUUCUUCUUUACCACUUCCUUCUUUCUCUUCCUCUUUUAUUCACAAUUGUUUCCAGCUCUUCUUCCUCCUUUGGUUUUUUACUACCUUUUUUUUUUCUUCAUCCAACUACACCUUUACUCUCUUCUACACUAUCCUUUCCCUUCUUUUUUUUUUCUGUUUUCCCUCCAUUACUUUCCUUGCUCUUUUGCCCAAAUCCAUCUUCCUCAGUUUUUUUUCCUACUCAGAAUUCCUUUCUUUUUCUCACUUCCUUUUCUUUAUUUUCUCUUUUCCUCUUUCUACUUACACUUUCUUUUUUUUUUUUCCCUCCUCCCACUUUCUCUGGACUUUCUCCUUUUCUCGUUCCUUUCCCUAUCCUCUCCCAUCACAACCUUAUCUUCCUCCUUCCUGUGUUCUUACGGCUUGGAAUUUGCACUUGAGAAACUCAACUUCUACACAUACCGAUUUGCCGUGGCAGUAA
This is a messenger RNA of Acanthosepion pharaonis, 774 nucleotides long. Lineage: Eukaryota; Metazoa; Mollusca; Cephalopoda; Sepiida; Sepiidae. The record is from the annotation of a GenBank genome assembly.